GUUGGUCAGUUUCUGCUGGUUUUUUGCGCGUCGCAUGUUUCUACUCGUCAGAUUUCUCGAUUUAGCCGAGCAGAGUGGGGUGUAAUUAUCAAAUAGAGAAAUGCGCCUGGCCCGAAUCGAAUAAAUAAAAGCGUUCGCCGUGUGUGACAAUCAUUUCGACCACCCUCUUUGGCCCGAAAAGGAGCGCCAGCAAAAGAAGAAGAAGCAGCAAGCAGGCUGUGGCAGCGAGAGAGCGAACGAGAGAGAGGAAGAGGCAAAAACAGGGCUGUUUAACAACCAGUGCAAACGCUGAAAUUCCGAAUUUCCAACUCCGAACGAGGUUUAAACAACUAACACAAUGGCCCCGGCUUUGAGCAAGUUGGCCAAUAAUCAAAGCGCCAUCGUUGGCGUGGCGGGAAUGACGGCUGCCCUUUGGAUAAUCGCCUAUGGAAAAAUGUCCAACAAGAAGAGAAAACCCGGCUAUGAAGACAAAAUCCAAUACACAAUCGCCGAGAAGAAGGAGAAGAAGGCGUCGAAGGCCCAGGUCAAUUCAGUAUUCUUUAAACAGCUUCGCCAGCUUCUCCCUAUUCUCAUCCCGGGCUUCUGGAGCAUUGAGACGGGUCUGCUGUUCCUGGUGGCCGCCGCUUUGAUCGGCCGAUCUGUGAGCGACAUCUGGAUGAUCCAGAAUGCGACUGUGGUGGAGAGCACCAUUAUUCACAUGAACCGCUCCAAAUUCAAGUCGGCGCUGCUUAAAUAUCUGACAGCUCUUCCAGCGAUCUCUGUUGUGACCAAUGUCCUUAAGUGGAGUUUGGGUGAGCUGAAGCUGAGAUUCCGUACCAAUCUUACACAUCACCUGUACAGUCAGUACCUAAAUGGCUAUACCUACUACAAAAUGUCGAAUCUGGACAACAGGAUAGCCAACGCCGACCAGCUGCUGACCACUGACAUUGACAAGUUCUGCGAGAGCGCGACGGACUUGUACUCGAACAUCAGCAAACCGGUGCUGGACAUCUUCAUCUAUGUCUACCGCCUGACGGUGAAUUUAGGCGGCAAAACGCCCUCGAUCCUGAUGCUCUACCUGCUGUUCGCCGGAGUGUUCUUGACCCGACUGCGUCGACCCACUGGCCGUCUGACCGUCGAGGAGCAGAAGCUGGAGGGCGAGUUCCGCUACGUGAACAGCCGACUGAUCACCAACUCCGAGGAGGUGGCCUUCUACCAGGGCAACGUGCGCGAGAAGCUCACCCUGCUAGCCAGCUACUCCAAGCUGCGUUCGCACCUGCGCAAGUUCCUCGAGUUCCGCGUUAGCAUGGGCAUCAUCGACAACAUAAUUGGCAAAUAUUUUGCCUCAAUCGUGGGCUUCUAUGCCGUGUCCAUUCCCUUUUUCGCGGAGAACCAUCCCCUGCUGUCCGGCGAGCACAGUGGCCAGCGUCUGCAGGCCUACUACACGUACGGACGCAUGCUGGUCAAGCUGGCGGAGGCCAUCGGUCGUCUGGUGCUCGCCGGACGCGAGAUGUCGCGUCUGGCCGGCUUCACCGCCCGCAUGACCGAACUGAUCAAGGUGCUGGGCGACCUCAACAAGGGCACCUACGAACGCACCAUGAUCAACGGCAACAACAUCACGCAAAACGGCGGCUCCGCGUCCAGUAACUUCGGUCCAAACAAGGGCAUCAUGUGCUUCGAGGACAACAUAAUUCGCUUCGAGCAGGUGCCGCUGGUCACGCCCAAUGGCGAUGUUCUGCUCCAGGAGCUCACAUUUGAAGUGAAAUCCGGCACAAACGUUCUCGUUUGUGGACCCAAUGGCUGUGGCAAAUCCUCGCUGUUCCGCAUCCUCGGCGAACUGUGGCCCACGUGGGGCGGCAAGGUCACAAAGCCGUCGCGCGGCAAGCUCUUCUACGUACCUCAGAGGCCCUACAUGACGCUGGGAACACUGCGUGAUCAGAUUAUUUAUCCGCACACGCGCGAGGACAUGCGCCGCCUGGGCCACAGCGACGAGGAUCUCAUGCACUACCUGGACAUCGUCCAGCUGACCUAUUUGGAGCAGCGCGAGAACGGCCUGGACGCCAUCGAGGAUUGGAUCGACGUGCUGUCUGGUGGCGAGAAGCAGCGCAUCGCGAUGGCCCGCCUCUUCUACCAUCGGCCGCAGUUCGCCAUUUUGGACGAGUGCACCAGCGCCGUUUCCGUCGAUGUGGAGGGCAAGAUGUACAGCUACUGCCGCGAGGUGGGCAUCACGCUCUUCACCGUCUCGCACCGCAAGUCGCUGUGGGCGCACCACGACUACUAUCUGCAGUUCGACGGACGGGGCAGCUACGAGUUUGCGACCAUCGACCAGGAGAAGGAGCACUUUGGCUCUUAGAGAUCACCAGCUAUCACGCCACAUUCACCAGAACCGGAGGACAAGCAACAUCACCGCCGGGAAGGGAUUUCCGACCGAUUCCUAGCUUUAACUUCGGUGCUGGCCACUUCUAUGCUCCUCCACCUCCAACUUCCCCUCCUCCUUUUCCGUCUCUCAUCCCAAAACUGGCUCCUUUUAAUGCUCCUCCUCCUUAAAUGGUGCACUGUAUAUACCGAGAUAUGCAUAUAUCGCAAGUUGGACAACAAACCUUUCUUGUUUCGUUUUGUGAUUGUUUUCCUUUGUACGCUAUAUUCCACAUUUUAUUCCGUUUUAAAUAUAUUUUAUAUAGUAGUAUCCUGCGCUGGGAUCGUAGAUGUGUAACUCUUCGAGAGAGAGAGGCGCGAGCUGGUGUGUUUAGAGAUGUAAGCCUAAAGUAAACGAUGGAUGAGCGUUUAGAAAAGCUUUUAGUGAAUAAUAAAACACUUUAUACCUGUAGACCGCACAACACGCAAAUCGCGCGCAUAGACAACUUAUAGUAAUUUGUAAACUACACCUUGGCUUAUAAAA
Drosophila ficusphila is the source of this 2878-nucleotide messenger RNA. RefSeq names its product ATP-binding cassette sub-family D member 3 (gene Pmp70). The transcript is spliced from 9 exons. Gene Ontology annotation, cellular component: peroxisomal membrane. Gene Ontology annotation, molecular function: ATP binding; long-chain fatty acid transmembrane transporter activity; ATP hydrolysis activity. NCBI's taxonomy places the organism in Eukaryota, Metazoa, Arthropoda, Insecta, Diptera, Drosophilidae. Gene Ontology annotation, biological process: peroxisome organization; very long-chain fatty acid catabolic process; long-chain fatty acid import into peroxisome. The record is from RefSeq and is a predicted model, not a curated record. The coding region runs from base 338 to 2332 and encodes 664 amino acids.